GGCAGACGAGGGUGAACAUCGCAAAAAAAAUGGUUCCAAUAAGAUGGAAGGUGCUGCCCAUUGGCGAGGCGCAACCCCUACUCAGCCGGCAGAUUAAAACUGAGGAGGGCCUGGAGGUUGAGGUCAAGGUGGAGGAGGAGUCGGAGGAGGCUCAGGCUCAGGCCCAGGCUCAGGAGAUUGAGGUGAAGGAGGAGGCCGAGACCCACCAGGAGAUUGAGGCCAACGUGAAGGAGGAGCAGGCCGAGGUGGAGGCCCAGGUCCAGGCCCAGGCCCAGGAGAUUGAGGUGAAGGUGGAGGAGGCCCGGGUCAAAGAGGAGGAGGACCAGGAGGAGGUGUAUCGUGUCCGCAGCAUCGCCCCACCCCGGACUAAGCUCACCAUGGGGAUAUCAUCGCGCGCCAACUCGAGUGAGGGCGAGACGGAUCCGCCAGAGGGACCCCCAGAGGAACCCUCAGAGGGACCCUCUGGCUACGGCACUGCGGACAAACAGCAGCACGCUAAGCGGAAACCGGCCUGCACAACUGCGGCAGAUUGCGAUGCGCCUGUUGAACAACUUCAGCGGGAGAUGUUCGCGGAUAUCAUGCAACAGGCUAAGACCACUGCCGAGACAAUAAGCGACUUGUCUCAGCCAAGGACGCCGCACGAAAGAAUCGUUUAUGCCUACUCAGCCCUACUGAGGGAGGAGAUGUUGCAGAUCCCUGAGUCGCAAUGGCACAGCUACUGCUUGGAGGGCUUGGUCUUGGCAAGGGCACACAGACAUCUUCUGCCAAGUCCGAUGAGGCCCAUGUCAUUCAUGCCGCACCCACAAAUGGGGAUGAUGGCACCACAACAUGCUCCCCAGGCAAUGAUGGGAUCCCGACCUAUGGCACACCCGUGGAUGGCAGGCCCCCCCCAUGUCAGGGCAGCCAGCUCAACGCCACAUCAUGCGUCACCCGGCAUGGAAAGGCUCGGAGCAACAGAUUUCCAGGCGCGAUUGGAGGGUCCUGACCCAAGCGUCAACUUCACCCUGAAUCUCUCUGACUAUCUGAUGGAGGAUUGCCCAGUGCAAAUGGGCCGUGAAGAGUGAUGCUCUCUCCAACAUUCACUAUUCUGUUUGCUUGUGCGUUGCACAUUUAAGUUUUAUUCACAUUAAAAUUUUAUUGUUUGUUUGUACUAAAUAAACAAAUUAAUUCUUAUAAA
This is a messenger RNA of Amblyraja radiata (thorny skate), 1177 nucleotides long. RefSeq names its product ensconsin-like. The transcript is spliced from 5 exons. The record is from RefSeq and is a predicted model, not a curated record. The coding region runs from base 30 to 1064 and encodes 344 amino acids. Lineage: Eukaryota; Metazoa; Chordata; Chondrichthyes; Rajiformes; Rajidae.